GUGACUUGGUCUCUCGACGUCCUCUUUUUCCAUGUUCGCAUUAGGUUCUGAGGGGUUUUAGGGUUUUUCGUAAAAUUUACAGCUUGACACGCACUUGAGGGGUGCCUGCCAGGUGCUCGAUGAAUUGCUCCAAUGAUGGUAACACGUAUCGGUAUGGUGUAAGGUUCCUUGUCUGAUCAUGACUCUAUACUAAUGUAUGACGUCGAGUGCUCUCUGAUCCCUAGCUAUUAAAACCACCUCGAAUGCGAUAGUGCAAAGGUAGUCGCCAAAUAAACAAUUUGUUCUUCAGUCAACAGAGAACCAGCUGCGAGACAACCCAUUUUGAUUUAAUUAUACUGAAGUGUUCUCCUCCUUUCUUCAAUCUGCAAUUAAAUUGCGUUUCGUCCAAGUUCCACAAAGUCUCCAUUGAUUGCAAGCAAGACAUAACGCGUUUUUGUUACGCAAUUGGGUACUUUUGGAUAUUCUGCUGCGUUUCUCUUCAGUUUCUCCUCCAACCAAAAGAUCGAAUUUUUUUAAUCAGAUAAGGAUGUUGAAUGAAUCUAAGAAUUCACCAGAUGGAAGUGGUUUUACAAGAAAAGGAUGCAGCUGAUUGGGUUUACAGAGGUGAGGGGGGUGCUAAUCUUGUCCUUGCAUACUGCGGAUCCUCUCCAGCUUUUGUUGGGAAAGUGAUGCGGGUGCAGAAGGAAAAAAGGGAGAAAAGUCAUGGUCAUCGGAGGAAAAAGUCUGAAAGGCCCAAGAGUCCGUCGAGUUUAACGGUGGAGGAACGACUUCUAUGGAAAGAUGCUGGAGAGCUUAUAUCAUCUCCUACUAAAGAAAUUAUGGAGCAAGUAUAUGUGCAGCAUGUUAUCAGUCCUUUAUUAGGUCCCAAACAUGUCGAUCCUGGGAUCCGUAUUCUUGUAUCUAGGGAAUUUCUUGAAUCAAUUGAAAAGAAUGUGAUUUUUCAGCGUCCUGCUUGGCGAGUUGAUGCUGCCCGGGUUGAUAUGAGUCGUGAUUCCACGCUUCUUAUGUCUGACCAUUCCCUCUUUCCUCUUGGUACUCUGAAAGGUCAACCCUUCCUAUCUGUGGAGAUAAAGCCCAAAUGUGGAUAUCUCCCCUUUUCAAGAUAUAUUGCUGAGAGAAAUGCCAUUAAAAGAAGCAUCACUCGUUUUAAAAUGCAUCAAGUCCUGAAGUUGCGCCAACAUGAGAUAUCAGAACUUAGUGAAUAUGAUCCGCUGAAUCUCUUCUCUGGUUCCAAGGGCAGAAUACAAAAAGCCAUUAAAGCUCUUUAUGCCACCCCUCAAAACAACUUUCGUGUAUUUUUGAAUGGUUCACUUAUAUUGGGGGGAUUGGGUGGUGGCACGAACAAAACUAAUAUCGGUACUGAGGAAGCAUUUGAAAAUCAACUCAAAUGUCUCAUUCAGGCAGGUAAUGGCAUGCGCACAGAGAGUUUUAUCCAUCUUGUUACUGAGGCAGUUUAUAAUUCUGGAGUACUGGAUCGACUCUUAGAAGCCCAGAAACUUGAUAAUCUUGAUAUUGAAGGGGCAAUACAUGCAUAUUAUGACAUUAUUUCUCAACCUUGCCGGGUAUGUGGAGAACUGGGUGAAGAUGAACUGCCACACAGAUACGCCUCCUUGCAUUCCAUUCCUUUGGAUGAGAGCUUGAAGAUUGUGAAGGACUUUUUGAUAGCUGUGACUGUAAAGGAUUGCAGUAUGAUGAUCAGCUUUAGACCUAGAGUAGAUGGGGAAUUGGGAUCUUCGUAUAACUGUGUUUACUUGGAAUCAACCAAGCAAUCAUUUGAUUAUAAGGUACAUUUCAUUGACCUGGAUUUGAAACCUCUGAGGAAGAUGGAAGACUAUUAUAAUUUAGACAAGAAAAUAUUGAAAUGCUAUACAGAAGAGGCAAACACGAAAGAUGGAGCAGACAAGGCUUUGACUAUGCAGCCUUAUGAAACUAUAAGUUUAUAGAGAAAAAAAAAAAAUAAUGCUGUGGAAUAUACACUUUGUACUGAAUUCUACUGGUAAGGAUCUUCUUUCUCCUUUUUUAUGUGGCAUAUCAUCUCAAGUUUGACGUUUAUGAUUUAGACUUGAAGGAGGUCCAACGCGAUUCAGAUUUGAGGAGACUCUUUGAUUGGUACUGGUACAGUGGUAGUCUGUCUGUAUUAGUGAUUGAGGAUAUCGAUGGAUCUCUUGAGUCCGUGGGAGAUGAUAAGGUUACACUGGUGGGUCUGCUAAACUUCAUAGAUGGGUUGUGGUAACAAGGACUGCUAAGACCGGGACGGAUGGAUAUGCUCAUUCUCAUGUCCUACUGCACCCCGACUGGCUUAAAAUUCGAAAUUCAAACCUACCUGAGAAUUAUAAAGUGGGAAAGAAAUGUGCAGAGGGACUCGACAGCAGAACUGUCUGUAUGAAGAGAGGAAUACUUGACGUAGCUUUUCAUGGGCCACUUGAGAGGCCCAUCAUGCACCAAACUUCUUUUGCAUGCGUGGCGGCAUGGGCCAAGCCCAAAAGCGACUUGAAGUGUUGAAUACUGAAUAGUUAUUCCGCCUAGUCUAAAGGAGGUGUUUUUAUGCUUUGAAUAGAAAUUAAACAUUGUACCAACCAAACAGCAUGAAAAUUAACAGUUUCUGCUUGAAUUUCACAUUAAUCAAUUAUCAUACCUCAA
Messenger RNA from Tripterygium wilfordii, 2640 nucleotides. RefSeq names its product inositol-pentakisphosphate 2-kinase-like. Lineage: Eukaryota; Viridiplantae; Streptophyta; Magnoliopsida; Celastrales; Celastraceae. The transcript has 9 exons. The record is from RefSeq and is a predicted model, not a curated record. Gene Ontology annotation, cellular component: nucleus. Gene Ontology annotation, molecular function: ATP binding; inositol-1,3,4,5,6-pentakisphosphate 2-kinase activity. Gene Ontology annotation, biological process: inositol phosphate biosynthetic process. The coding region runs from base 534 to 1943 and encodes 469 amino acids.